Molecule: messenger RNA, 816 nt
Organism: Fulvia fulva
Lineage: Eukaryota; Fungi; Ascomycota; Dothideomycetes; Mycosphaerellales; Mycosphaerellaceae
Product: 26S proteasome regulatory subunit rpn12
Exons: 2
Coding region: 1-816 (271 amino acids)
Biological process (GO): proteasome-mediated ubiquitin-dependent protein catabolic process
Cellular component (GO): cytosol; proteasome regulatory particle, lid subcomplex; proteasome regulatory particle
Source: RefSeq, a predicted model, not a curated record
AUGGCGGAACACGAAGUCAAGCAGCUCAUCCACGCCCUCGACUCUCUCAAACACACACAACUCAAUCAAGCACCGCAACUCCUCUCACGCGCAAAGCUCGCGCUCCUCAACCUUGACGCUCUCGUCCCCAGCGAAGACAGCACACCAAACCACCUCCACCUCGCCAUCGCCGUCCUCGAGCACGGCGCCCUCGCCAGCAUCAAGCUGAAGGACACCGAAGCUUUCACCCGCUACUACCAACAACUACAACCCUUCUACUCGCUCCCGUCAUCACAGCAGAGCUCGCGGCAUAGCAAUCAAAGCAAGGUCACGGGGUUGUAUCUGUUGCUGCUGCUGAGCGUGGGUGAUUAUGCCGGCUUUCACACAGUGCUGGAGGGUCUGGAGAUGAGCAGUGGGAAGCAGAAGGUGGAGAGGGAUCAGUUCAUUCAGUAUCCCGUGAGACUGGAGCAGGCGUUGAUGGAGGGGAGCUACGAUAAGGUCUGGGUUGAGACGAAGGGCGAGAGGGUGCCGAGUGAGGAGUUUGGGGUGUUUUCAGAGGUCCUCAUCGACACGAUUCGCUCGGAGAUCGCAUCCUGCUCGGAGCGCGCAUACCCAUCUUUACCCAUCUCGAACGCAAAGAACCUGCUAUUCCUUGACUCCGAAGGCGCCGUGGUGCAGUUCGCGCAGGCAAGAGGCUGGGUGGCGAAGGAUGGUAGGAUCUACUUUCCACAGCAGGAAGAGGAGGCACUGGCCGCGGAGAAGGAUGUCAUGAGCAACAGCGACGUGGUCAUCCAGAACACUCUGGGCUAUGCACGGAAGCUUGAGACGAUUGUGUAA